AUAUGGUUACACUGUGCUUGCCUCAUUAAAAGCAACAUACUUGAGGUGUAAUUAGAAGCUGUAGAUGUCGUACACCUCCCAUGAGAUUAUUAUUAUCAUGUAUUUAUAUUUUAACAUAUCUCAUGUCAGUUUGUGAGGCAAUCUCGCGCUAUUUAGGAAGGGCUCUCCUCCCUGUGGGUGUCAAAGAGGUCUGAUGCUGUAGGCACUAGGCAGCUGCUGCUUCCUGUAUCAAAGCACCAGCAGCAACCUCUCUCCACCGCUACAGAGCUGCACACUCCGAGCUCGGAGGGAUUUCUUGUUCGCCGUCCAGCUGCGGGGAACUAGCCGAAUCUGUGUCCCGGUGUCUUUGCAGAUAAGUCCUGCUGUCUCGUGAAAGCCGUGAGCCGAGGCUGCACGUUACGGCUACGAGGCACACGGCACGAAUUUACCAGGAGCUAGUGCUAGCUAGUAGCAGCUAGGUGGCUAAUGGCUAGUAGCAGCAGGUAGAUUACCCAGAAGAGGCCGAAUAAUAGAAAUGCGUUAACUCCAAAAGAAGCACAGGGACAACUAUCUGACUUUUAAAGGGCGCAUCGGCAUGAUACAUCUUAUUAAACUGAGCUAACUGACAUGCCACACAAAGUGUACUAACUUUGCUAACGUUAGCUAGCCAAGUUACUAGCCACCUAGAGCUGAUCCUGUUGCUUUUUCAGACUGACUUUCGAAGUAGAAAAAAAAGGGUUAUACGAGAAGCUGUCGAGCUCACUGCAGGUUAGUGCUUCAUUUGAUAAGUUCGUUUAGGUUAGUUAUUGCUAUGGCUCCAAAAAGAAGACCAGUUCCCCUGACCAUUACGCCUAUUGGGGAAGGACAGGCCACCUCCAACACCAUUGAUGCUGCAUCUGAAGCCAACCUUGAAGCCUUACAGAAGAAACUUGGUGAGUUGGACUUGGACGAACAGCAGAGGAAGCGGCUGGAAGCCUUUCUCACCCAGAAAGCCCAGGUUGGGGAGCUGAAGGAUGAAGACUUUGACCCCAUAUGUGAGCUGGGUGCUGGAAACGGAGGAGUGGUCAAUAAGGUCCGCCACAAGCCCUCGGGCUUGGUCAUGGCUCGAAAGUUGAUCCACCUGGAAAUCAAGCCUGCCAUCAGAAACCAGAUUAUCAGAGAGCUGCAGGUGCUGCACGAAUGUAACUCCCCGUACAUUGUGGGUUUCUACGGGGCCUUUUACAGCGAUGGAGAGAUCAGCAUUUGUAUGGAGCAUAUGGAUGGGGGGUCGUUGGACCAGGUUCUUAAAGAAGCCAGAAGAAUCCCAGAAGAAAUCCUGGGAAAAGUUAGCAUAGCUGUGUUGAGGGGAUUAGCCUAUCUGCGGGAGAAGCACCAGAUCAUGCACAGAGACGUCAAACCCUCCAACAUCCUGGUCAACUCUCGUGGGGAGAUCAAGCUGUGUGAUUUCGGUGUGAGCGGCCAGCUCAUAGAUUCCAUGGCCAACUCCUUUGUUGGAACGCGCUCCUACAUGUCGCCGGAGAGACUGCAGGGCACUCACUACUCCGUUCAAUCUGACGUGUGGAGCAUGGGUCUGUCCUUGGUGGAGCUGGCGAUUGGCCGCUACCCCAUCCCCCCACCAGACGCCAAAGAGCUGGAGGCCAUCUUCGGACGGGCUAUAAUGGACGGAGCCGAGGGAGAGCCUCACACUAACCUGCAGAGGCCUAGACCACCUGGCAGGCCUGUGAGCGGACAUGGGAUGGACAGUAGGCCUGCAAUGGCCAUCUUUGAACUUUUGGACUACAUUGUGAAUGAGCCUCCCCCUAAACUGCCGCUUGGGGUUUUCACCAAUGACUUUCAGGACUUUGUGACAAAAUGCUUGAUUAAAAACCCAGCUGAGAGGGCCGAUCUGAAGAUGCUCAUGAGUCACACAUUCAUCAAGCGAUCAGAGGUGGAAGAAGUGGACUUUGCCGGAUGGUUGUGCAAAACCAUGGGCCUCAACCAGCCCAGUACUCCCACCCGUGGCGCUGAGUGAUCCGACCCCGUGCUGCCCUGACGUCUCUGGGUCUCUCUGCAUACACUGUACAUACACAAGCCAUCACUCAUAUUGGCAACUUUCUCAUCUUGCUCUCGGGUAAAACAGUUUUGGCUUUCCCCUUCAUUUAUUUUUCUUCACCAGCAGCAGGGCCCAUUGAGUCAUUGUACUGUAACACCACAGCUUCACCAUGACAGUGUCAAGAGCAGCUCACUUCUCAACACUGCUACAGAGGACGUAAAGCACUGAAGGGCUGCCAGUGUGUCAGCUGAAUUUGCAUUGACAAACUUCUUUUCUAUUGUUGAAUAUUCUGUAUUAAUAUUUUUUUAUGGCGACAGUUAAUGGCUUGUGGGACUGUAUUUUAAUAAGAAACCCACUGUGAAGAUUUGUCGGGCUGAAAAUUACAUGGGAAUCCAAACAUUACCUACUUGCAACCUCUAAAUUGGUUUUAUUAUAGAAGGCAGAUCGAAUUGUUUUGAUUUAAACACAAACGGUUAAAGUCAUUCACUCCAAAAUAUUAUUUGCAGAUAGCUUUUUUUUUUUUUUUUUUACAAUGCAAGACAUUUGUGAGUUAAGAGGCAUUUACGUUUUUUUUUUUUUAAGUCGACCAUCACUCUUAAGGUUAUGUUCUAAACAGUGUGUCAUAAUCCAAAGAUGGGUCUCAUGACUACUGAAGUCACUCAAUGGUUUUUUUUUUUUGGAUGCACAUUUACGAGUAGGAUAUCAGUGUACUUUGAAUGUUAUAAUUUUUCAGUGAUCUACACACUGUGUUGUCAUUGUUUCCUCAACAUUUUGAUUCGCAUCCCUCACUGUAUGUCUCACAUGAGAGGCAUAUACUGUGGAGGCCUGAUACAUGCCAGAAUGCCUCUACUGACACUGAGGAAAAAAAACUAAAAAAACACAAAACAAAACAAAAAAAAAACGAUCAAAUUGUAUUCAUUGGAUGAUAGCAUGGUUUAGUAUUGUUCUAAUAGUGUAUGUGUAUUUUAUUUCCCAAUCCAUGAUGGGGAUGAUUAGCUGGUGUUUUUUAUCAAAAGCCUGAAUCUCUGCAAUGUCGUUAUGAAAUUUCAAUCACGCUGAUUGAGUUGGGGUUUGUUUGUUUGUUUGUUUUUUUUUUUUUUUUCUCUCUUUGUUGUUGGUCCGUACUUUCCCCUGAAGUGUAUUUGGUUAUUUUUACUGCUACAUGUGGCGCUCCAAGCUUUCUCUGGACAAAAUCAGCCUAGAGCCUUGCAUUUGAAAAAGACUGAAGAUAUGAUUUAACCCAGUUAAUUUUGUUAACAACCCAAUUUCAAGUGGCACUUCAGACCUCUCAUGUAGUGGAAAGGGUCAUUUUAACCCAGGUCAGUGUUGUUCACAUGGUGGUGGUGUUACUUGCUAGCCUGCCGUCUUGCUAGAGCACUUGUAUUCUCUCUACUUAUGGCUGCCCUUUCUUAAUCCCCCACCCCAAAAAUGUGCAUUCGUUAAGAGCAAAAUGGAUGCAUUGUCACUUGUAUGUGUACAAAGCUAUAUACAAAAAUUACAGGAGUACUAUUUUCCAGUCUUAAUAUACAAAUUUUUGAUUUAUGUAAAUGGCAAGGAAAAGAGUCAUUUUAUUAUAAUAUAAAAAAAAUGUGUUGGAUAUGGUUAUAAUGUAUAAAAAGAUUAAAAUAAAAUUAUUUGUGAAUGUA
This is a messenger RNA of Mugil cephalus (flathead mullet), 3657 nucleotides long. It is a transcript of the gene map2k2a, whose product is annotated as mitogen-activated protein kinase kinase 2a. Gene Ontology annotation, biological process: protein phosphorylation. Lineage: Eukaryota; Metazoa; Chordata; Actinopteri; Mugiliformes; Mugilidae. The record is from RefSeq and is a predicted model, not a curated record. Bases 791 to 1990 code for a protein of 399 amino acids. Gene Ontology annotation, molecular function: ATP binding; protein kinase activity. The transcript has 11 exons.